Carica papaya (papaya) is the source of this 2183-nucleotide messenger RNA. Its product is annotated as L-Aspartase-like family protein. The record is from RefSeq and is a predicted model, not a curated record. Gene Ontology annotation, cellular component: cytosol. Lineage: Eukaryota; Viridiplantae; Streptophyta; Magnoliopsida; Brassicales; Caricaceae. Gene Ontology annotation, molecular function: argininosuccinate lyase activity.
UAAAAAUUUAAAUAAAAAAUUAAAUCUCUCUCUCUCUCUCUCUCUCUCUCUCUUAGAAACAAAAAGUGAGACAGCGAUAUCAAAGCAAAAACCCUUAAAGGCGAAGCUUUCUUUCUUAUUUUUGGAAUAAUCUUCUUCUUCUUCUUCUUCUUCUUCUUCACUUAAAUUGUUAGCUGUCUCUCGUCAUGCAGUUGCAGUCAUCAGCCUCCUCUUUUAAUUCAUCGAUUCCUUCAUUCUCCUCUAUUUUCUUCUCUGUUAGGAAAAAACCCGCUUUUUCUUUCAUGUCCAGAGCUAAGCCGAGGUUGGUCGACCUUGUUUGCAGCAUGAGCGAGACUGGCGCCAAGACUAAGGAGACGAAGCUGUGGGGUGGCAGAUUCGAAGAGAGCGUGACGGAGAUUGUGGAGAAGUUCACGGAGUCUAUUUCAUUUGAUAAGCAGCUGUACAAGCAUGAUAUCUUGGGGAGCAAAGCUCAUGCCUCUAUGCUCGCUGAACAGGGACUGAUCAGUGAGAGUGAUAGAGAUAGUAUUUUGCAAGGACUUGAUGAGAUUGAGAGAAACAUUGAAGCUGGUCAGUUCAUAUGGAGGACUGACCGUGAGGAUGUGCACAUGAACAUUGAAGCCGCUCUCACUGAUAUGAUUGGUGAACCUGCAAAGAAGCUUCACACAGCUAGGAGUCGAAAUGAUCAAGUGUUGACUGAUUUUCGACUAUGGUGUCGUGAUGCAAUUGUUAUGAUCCUCACCAGUAUUAAACAUCUUCAGGUUGCACUGGUGACAUUGGCUUUGAAGAACAAUGGACUUAUUGUCCCUGGUUAUACACAUCUGCAAAGGGCUCAACCUGUUUUAUUGCAGCAUCUUCUCUUAGCAUAUGUUGAGCAGCUUGAACGUGAUGCUGGUCGGUUGCUAGAUUGCAGAGAUAGGCUGAAUUUCUGCCCUCUAGGUGCUUGUGCAUUGGCUGGGACUGGCCUGCCUAUUGAUAGGUUUAGGACUUCCAAAGCUCUGGGAUUCACUGCCCCAAUGAGGAACAGCAUUGAUGCAGUUUCAGACAGAGACUUUGUCUUGGAGUUCCUUUCUGCUAAUUCCAUCAUAGCUGUUCAUCUCUCUCGACUUGGCGAAGAAUGGGUAUUAUGGGCUUCCGAAGAGUUUGGAUUUAUCACACCAAGUGACUCUGUCUCCACAGGUAGUAGUAUAAUGCCUCAGAAGAAAAAUCCAGAUCCAAUGGAACUUGUUCGAGGAAAGUCUGCUCGAGUCAUUGGAGAUUUGGUCACUCUUCUUACAUUGUGCAAAGGACUUCCUCUUGCAUACAAUCGCGAUUUGCAGGAAGAUAAGGAACCUAUGUUUGAUAGUGUUAAGACUAUAGUGGGAAUGCUGGAAGUUUCAGCAGAGUUUGCAAAGAACAUUACCUUCAAUCGAGAAAGAAUACAAAAGGCUUUGCCAGCUGGCCAUCUGGAUGCCACAACUCUUGCUGAUUAUCUCGUCAAGAAGGGAAUGCCUUUUAGAACUUCUCAUGACAUAGUUGGAAGAUCAGUGGCUCUCUGCGUGUCAAAAAGCUGUCAACUUCAGGACCUGACUCUUGACGAAAUGAGAACUCUAAGUCCAGUGUUCGACGAGGAUGUAUAUGAAUUUAUUGGGGUUGAGAAUGCAAUCAAGAAGUUCUCCUCAUAUGGUUCCACCGGAUCAACGUGUGUUGCAGACCAACUUAAUUACUGGGUUACCAAGUUAGAAAUAAAUAAAUGAGGAUGUAUAUGAAUUUAUUGGGGUUGAGAAUGCAAUCAAGAAGUUCUCCUCAUAUGGUUCCACCGGAUCAACGUGUGUUGCGGCCAACUUAAUUACUGGGUUACCAAGUUAGAAAUAAAUAAAAGUUAACCUUGCUGAGAAGUUAGAUCUCCUUGUCACUUUUCCAGAGGCUGAUUUUUAGAGUCCUUAUUCUGAUAUUCAUUUCUCCACAUCCUGGUUAAUGGAGUGACGAUGCAGUGGCCAUGAGGCACUGGAAAGGAGUAGUGUCGAUUAUUUAGGUUUGGAUGAUCCACAAGUAGAAUAUUGUUUAGGUGAUUAUUGGAGGAAGUAAAAUUUGAAUUACUGGAAAUUUUGUAAAAAUACUGUCUGUUAUUUGAUGAUUUUCCAUUAGAAAUGUUGUUGAGAAUGAUUUUCUUUAGAAUCAGAAUGAUUUUCAAUGUGGUCCGGAAA